Salarias fasciatus (jewelled blenny) is the source of this 5417-nucleotide messenger RNA. It is a transcript of the gene slc9a6a, whose product is annotated as solute carrier family 9 member A6a. Gene Ontology annotation, molecular function: sodium:proton antiporter activity; potassium:proton antiporter activity. The coding region runs from base 1 to 2055 and encodes 684 amino acids. Gene Ontology annotation, cellular component: recycling endosome; plasma membrane. The record is from RefSeq and is a predicted model, not a curated record. NCBI's taxonomy places the organism in Eukaryota, Metazoa, Chordata, Actinopteri, Blenniiformes, Blenniidae. The transcript has 16 exons. Gene Ontology annotation, biological process: regulation of intracellular pH; sodium ion import across plasma membrane; proton transmembrane transport.
AUGGCGUUUAAAGUGAGUGUCAGCGGCGCGUGGAGGGUGACGCGGACCGUGUGGCUGCUGCUGCUGGUCAGCCUGUCCGUGAGCAUCAGCGUGUGCCGAGCCGAGUAUCCCCUGGAGGAGCAGGACAGUGCCAUGGAGAACAUCGUCACGGAGAAGAAGGCUGAGGAGAGCCACCGGCAGGACAGCGCCGACCUGCUCAUCUUCAUCAUGCUCCUCACCCUCACCAUCCUCACCAUCUGGCUCUUCAAACACCGGCGCUUCAGGUUCCUGCACGAGACCGGGCUGGCCAUGAUUUAUGGUUUGAUUGUUGGCGUUAUCCUGCGGUACGGCAUUCACGUCCCUCGGGACAUUAGCAACGUCACGAUGAGCUGCCGGGUCAACGCCAGCCCCGCUACUCUGCUGGUUAACGUCAGCGGCAAAUUCUACGAGUACACUCUGAAAGGGGAGAUCCGGGGAGACGACGUGCAAGAUAAUGAGAUGCUGCGCAAAGUGACCUUUGACCCUGAAGUGUUCUUCAAUAUCCUCCUUCCACCCAUCAUCUUUCAUGCUGGAUACAGCUUGAAAAGGAGACAUUUCUUCCGUAACAUGGGAUCCAUCCUGGCGUAUGCCUUUCUGGGAACGGUCAUCUCCUGUUUUGUCAUUGGGUUGCUGAUGUACGGAUGUGUGACGCUCAUGAAGCAGGUGGAGCAGCUGGACGGAGACUUCUUCUUCACCGACUGUCUGUUCUUCGGAGCCAUCGUUUCUGCCACAGACCCUGUGACGGUUUUGGCCAUCUUCAAUGAGCUGCAGGUGGACGUGGAUCUGUACGCCUUGCUGUUCGGAGAGAGCGUCCUGAACGACGCCGUGGCCGUGGUUCUGUCCUCGUCCAUCGUGGCGUACCAGCCAGAGGGGGACAACAGCCACACCUUUGAGGUCAUGGCCAUGCUGAAGUCUUUCGGGAUUUUCCUGGGAGUUUUCAGCGGCUCCUUCGCUCUCGGGGUGGCCACCGGAGUCGUCACAGCUCUCGUGACCAAGUUCACCAAGCUGAGGGAUUUCCAGCUGCUGGAGACGGCUUUGUUCUUCCUCAUGUCGUGGAGCACCUUCCUGCUGGCUGAAGCUUGUGGUUUUACAGGUGUGGUGGCCGUGCUCUUCUGUGGAAUCACUCAGGCUCACUACACCUUCAACAACCUGUCCCCUGAAUCCCAGGACAGGACCAAGCAGCUGUUUGAACUCCUGAAUUUCCUGGCAGAAAACUUCAUUUUCUCCUACAUGGGUCUCACACUGUUCACCUUCCAGAGCCACGUCUUCAACCCCAUGUUCAUUGUUGGAGCUUUCAUCGCCGUGUUCCUGGGAAGAGCUGCAAACAUCUACCCUCUGUCAUUCCUUCUCAAUCUGGGACGACGAAACAAAAUCGGAUCCAACUUCCAGCACAUGAUGAUGUUUGCGGGCCUGCGAGGCGCGAUGACGUUCGCCCUGUCCAUCAGAGACACGGCCACGUACGCCCGGCAGAUGAUGUUCUCCACCACGCUGCUCAUCGUCUUCUUCACCGUGUGGGUCUGCGGCGGCGGCACCACUCAGAUGCUGUCCUGCCAGCGCAUUCGGGUGGGAGUGGACUCUGACCAGGAUAACUCUAUAAGCAUCACCGACGGCUCGGAGAGAAGAAGCACCAAACAGGAAAGUGCCUGGCUUUUCAGAAUCUGGUACAACUUCGAUCACAACUACCUGAAGCCCAUCCUGACUCACAGCGGCCCGCCGCUCACGGCCACGCUGCCGCCCUGCUGCGGCCCCCUCGCCCGCUUCCUCACCAGCCCUCAGGCCUACGAGAAUGAGUGCCAGCUGAAGGACGACGACUCCGACCUCAUCCUAACGGACGGCGACAUCAACCUGACCUACGGCGACAUCACGGUCAGCACGGACGCCACGGGCGCCCACACCAGCGGCGGCCCCGCGGCCCCCGACGACCUGGACAGGGAGCUGGCGUACGGGGACCACGAGCUGGUGAUGAGGGGGACGCGCCUGGUGCUGCCCAUGGACGACUCGGAGCCGCCGUUCACAGACCGCCGCAUGAGGAUGUGAUGAUCGCUCCGAGCCAGAACCGCCGUCCGACUCCAACUGACCCGAGCCAACGAGCAGAAGGCCCCACUCUUCUCCUCUCCCUCUCCAUCCACUCUUCUUCCGCUCUUUUUCUUUUGCUCCUGCCGUCCUCUGUCCCCCCCCCCCCCCUCCACACACACACACCCACAUCUUCCCGCUUCCUCUACAGACAAAUCACUUUCUCUACCUCAUUGUCUUUCUGCUCAUUUCCACACCUUUCUGCCAUCACUGUAAAAUAGACAUAUUUAUUUGCAGGGUUCUUUGGUACUAAACUGAAGGUCAGUUUUACUUCGUUAUGCUUAAAUUUGUGCGUCAGUCACCUUACUGUAGCAUUGCACAGAGGCCUAGCAGCAUGUGUUAGUGUGUAAAUGCAAGUACCAACCAAUAGAUAAUUCGUUGAUGUACAGUAUAUCCCAAGAGUACUAUAACUUUGAUAUGCAUGCUGAGGAUGCUUGUCGUUUUCUUCGUGUUGGAGAUGAGAGGAGUUUGUGUUUCUUUUUUUGUUUUUGUUUUUUGGGGGGGUCUGACCUUGAAUGUUGCUGCCUUCUCUCUGUGCACCAGAGGCAAGCUGACCCAGUGGACAACUUCACUGUACAUUCGGUUACAAUCAAGUGCCUGGGAAUUGUAGUUUUAAGCAUGGCGGCCCAAUACUGGUUCACCUCUGGCAAGCAGAGCCAUCGCAGUUUGGGCAGUCAUUCCGUUUUUUUCCUUUGUAAAAAAGAAAAAAAAAAAAUCUCCUAAAAACAAAGCAGACACCUCUGUCCGUACAGUAGCAAUAUACUCGGUGGGUGUUUGAGCUGUCAGUUUGUGCUCUCUGCUUGUAAAUAGUGUGUAACGACGUGACGCCACUGAUGCGGUGCAGCCUGGCAGUGAAAGUCGUGGAUCUCUCCCCAAUGACCUUUUUGACUGUGACACAGAGAGAGAGACUUCACACCCUAUUCUAGAAGCUGGUGUCGCUCACAGCAGAACGAAGGGCUGUUGUUUCCAAAACGAGAUCCUAACCAGUCAAACUUACAGUGCCAUUUCUCUCCUGCAUUUUUGCCAUUUUCUGAAAGCGGAAUGCAGACGACCUUAAAGUGUUUUGUAUUGUUUUUGCAACAGAGCUGAGAUACUUUUAGCCGAGUCACGUAUUUCAUAUCCAUUUAGUUUUGUGUACACAUUUUCUAUUGACGACUGUGGCGUUGACUACGAAUCAUAUUUUUUUCCAUUUCAUUAACUUUUUAAAAAGUAGAGAUACCCAGAUUUGAAAGUAAAAGAUCCUUCCUGUCACGUCAGCAGUAAGUACACAUGAUUUUAUUCAAAUAUUUUGGGGAAUUAGAGACUGAUUGUGGGCAUAACAGUUUUUUUUUUAGGGCUUUUUGCUAAUUAAUCUGUUUUUUAAAAUGUAGAAAUUCUGACUGUAAGCUAAGACAAUUUUUCUUGUCUUGCUUUGUCAGAUUGACAGAUGAAAGUCAAGAAGUCCAGUUAGCCACAUAGCAUGAAGUCAUAUUUUAAAAAAGAAAAAAAAAACACUCAAGAGUUGAGCAGAUAUCACAUCUGGCUAAAAUAUGACUAAAGCUUAUAUGCUGUGAGACUAUAUUACCUUUACAUUUACACAAAAAUACAACAAAUUAUUAAUCAUCGUCAGAAUUGUUAUUAAGUGAAUACCUGCUGCAGCCCGGCCUUUCUAUUUAAAGACUUGUGACUUUUCUAGCGAGUAGAAGCCCCACUUGAUUAUUGCUCUGAUGACUACAUCCCUGACCUGAGCAGAUUCUUACGGUUUAAAUGUGAAAUAAGAACAAGAGUCAUCUUAAUGCUGGAGGUGUGUCUCUGCUGUGAAUGAGACGUAGUCGCCGGUCAGCGGUUGGACGGUGAAGCUGGGCCGUAACGGCGUAAAUCCACCGAAAGCCGUGGAGAGAAACUAUUUUAAGGGCACUCGUGGUGAGACGCGUCACAUUUGACUUGCAGUCAUAUCUCCGUGCAUCUCUGCCGAAGUUAUUUCGGUACGAGAACGGAAGGCUUUGUGCCGGGUGCAGCGCAGCAGCUGUUAACGCGGGUUUAACAGGAAGUGUUGAUAGGACGUCGCCGUGGCAACACUGUGUUAAUGUAGACCGAAGCCAGAAAAUGUUUGGUGAUUUAGCUGAACACAACAGCUUUGUUUAGUUUUAGUUUUUUGUUUUUUUUUGGCCUUUCGGUGAGCCAAAGAAAGGGGGGAAAAAACUAGAGGUGUGCUAAAUGGAUGCAAGACAACAAUAUGGAUGAUGAUGAUGAUGAUGAUGAAGCUCUGGUAACGUGAGGGAGGUGAGCCCUGUGUGUGUAUGUGUGUGUGUUUUAGGGAUAAUAUAAAGGUGGAAGGAGGAGCCGGCGUUUGGACAUCCGCUUUGCCUUCCACAGUUAUCUUCUGCUGUGCAGGAACAUUUAUUUUAAACUUUUUUUCUCUCUCUCUUUUUUUUUUUUUUUUUUAAUAUUCAGGCAUUCCUCCUGUCACCACAUGAUCCACCACAUGACAUGCUUUGUGUAGCUGAAUAUUUUUUGAAAGAAGGGAAACAGUUCAGUAAAAAAAGAAGAGAAAUGCUGAGAACAUUGCACUCCAAUAGUAAGAAUGUUGUGACGUUUUAUUGUUUUAUGUUUCAUUAACAGCUGCUUUGUUAUUAUUCUGUUUGAGUUUUGCGGGGUUGCUGGAAAAUUAGCACAUGUAUGUAAGUUACUGUCAUGGGAAAGUGUUGAGUAAAAAAAAAAAAAAAAAAAGAUCUAUUGUGUUACUUCAAAAGAGAGCCUCACGGUGCGGCGGCGACGGUCCGGAUGGUUCCGGCCGCCGGCUCAGAGCGUCACCAUUCAGGUACUUUAUGUUUGUGACGAGCUGCUGUUUGAAUGCUGGCUGCGACGACUUCUGCAGAGCCUCAAUCAUUCGUCCUCCACCGAUCCUGGACUCUCUGGUGGGGGUGUUUAAACUGACACAUGAAAUAAUCUGACAUCAGCAAGAAGAACAAAUCGCCGUUGGUGUUUUGGCGUCUGCUCUGCCGGCCCGUGUUCCGUCUCUGUUCUCUGAAUGGUGACUCGUGAUAAGCUUUGAUCGUUGGAAAUCUCGUCUGAAGUAGCUGACCAAAGAGGCCUGCUGUGCUUUUGUGUUUUUCAGACAGUCCCUUCAAUCUUUAUACUGCAAAUUCUCCGUGUGGAUGGACGUGUGAGUUUAAUGCCUGCAGAGUGCACGUGGUUGCACAUACGUGUGUUUUUGCGCGAGUGAGAAAAGAGACGCCGUGUCCUCUCUUCUGUAUUGCAGGACUGUUUACAUCUGUGUAAAUAUACUAUCACCUGUUUGUGUGCGUGCAACAGUCAAUAAACAGAAGCCUGUGCUUUUGAUUAAA